AUGAAAGUACAAUCGCGUUCCUUUGGUCUGGUCUAUUUAUAUAUUGCCGACCUUCGCAUAGGCUAGGGCCCGGUAAGCCACUGUGGCUUAUCUGCACCUGACAUGAUUCUAGGCACAAGUAUUCGACUAUCGGAGAGGUGUAUCGGGGAAAAUGUUCGAUAGCAAGCCUCCAUUGAACUUUAGGAUAUCUAUCAUUAGUGAAGUAGAUCCGUUUGAUGGGAAGGUCUUCCGACACGUGGCGCGUUGGGGACUUUUUGCAGUUGUCGCACAGAUAGGCGCAACGAAGACCUCUCUGCUAAUGACAACGUUAAAGUGUCUGUUAUUAGCGCGUUGGUCUUGCUUUGGCUUAUUUCUCGUCUUUGAUGCCUCGAGUGUAGACCGCAGUUAUUCCUCUUUUUACGAUAUUUUGUUCGUUGUUUCCUGGGCAGUAAACUUUGGUUUCUCGGAGAGCGGACUCCUGAAACCUUCGAAUCGAAGAACUACGUUUUGUAACGGGUCAACCAUCUCACUCAAAUCAGGCGGAAUUUUGCCCUCGGGGUGCGGGAUGUGCUAUCGUACUGGCUCAAGCCUGAGAAGCUUCUUUGCUUCCGCUGACUUCGACUUUCUUUUUCUGAACACAUCCCAGAACAACAAACCACCAAAACGGCGGACUUGGUGCUGAGUUAUCAAGCCGUUUAGACCAUAAGGUGGUCUUAGUGGCCCGAUUG
Molecule: messenger RNA, 707 nt
Organism: Pseudomassariella vexata
Lineage: Eukaryota; Fungi; Ascomycota; Sordariomycetes; Amphisphaeriales; Pseudomassariaceae
Exons: 1
Coding region: 152-661 (169 amino acids)
Source: RefSeq, a predicted model, not a curated record